UGGCGUGUUGAUUUUUUUCCAGCAUGGCUCCGAAAGGCAAGCGGCGAGCUGAGAAAUCGGUUAAGUUUGCGCAAAAUGAAAACGAAAUGGUUAAAAACAGCAACGACAACGAUGAAGCCGGGAGUGAUGAGGAUGAGAAAGGGGAGGACGAGUUUACUCUGGAUGAUGUGCUGCGUUUGGGAGGCACUAAGGCGGACUAUGUCAUGCUUUCUGCAGUUGACGACAGCACUGAGCUAGUAAAUGGUGGAAAGAAAGGUGCAAUUGAUGAUUUGGAGGAUGGAGAGCUAGAAGAGUUCAUCACCAAACUGGGAAUCCGGUCCUACUCGGACCAGCAGGUUAUUGAGGGUGAUGACGAGGAUGAGCCUGAAGCAGAAAAACCCUCCAAACCCAGUGUGGAAAAGAAGAGCAAGACAAAAGAAGGCACUAAAGUGGAGUCCAGCAAGACAUCUGAAGCCAAGCAAGAAGCUGAGACAAAGGUCAAAAAAACAAGCAAAAAGGCCAAGCAAAAGGAAGCUGACCUGUUUGAAUUUUACCCCCGGCAGGUGCUGCUGGUCAAACCCGGGGGGAAAUGGUAUGAUGUUGACUACACUUCUGAGACCAACACUUCUCCUCAAGAUGAAUUACUGGUCUCAAAGUAUAAGGCUUUGGCAGAGAAGCUGCUAGAGGCUGAUACAAGUCUUUACAAGAGCAAGAAGAAUCUACAGAAAGGAGCGAAUACAGUCUGGAUGAAGAGCGUCGUCUCGACUGGGACUCUGGCGGACAGGAUGGCGGCCAUGACGGUGCUCAUACAGGAUGCUCCUGUCCACUGUCUGGAGCACAUCGAGAGCCUGAUUGGUAUGAUGAGGAAGAAGGGAAGUCGAAGGCAAGGCCUCAUGGCUUUGGACACGCUUAAGGAGCUGCUGCUGUCUGAUCUGCUUCCAGAGAAUCGUAAGCUCCGGAGUUUCUCUCAGCGCCCGUUCGACAAGUUGGAGGAGCGCGCUAGUGGAAACCGAGAUGUACGAGAUCGGCGCCUUGUCCUCUGGUACUUCGAGCAUCUUUUCAAGCUUCAGCUGGCCGAGUUUGUGACAUCUCUUGACGCUUUGGCUCACGAUUCUGUCCUAGCCACCAAAAUGAAAUCGAUGACCACAGCUCAUGAGCUACUCUGCAACCGACCUGAGCAGGAAAAAGCCCUGCUGAUGCUCGUAGUGAACAAACUGGGAGAUCCUGAGUACAAAGUUGCCUCUAAGGCCUCGUAUCUGCUGGAGACGCUACUGCACAAACACCCCUUGAUGAAAUCGGUGGUGUGCGUCGAAGUCGAGCGUCUGAUGUUCAGACCCAACAUAGGCGGCAAGGCUCAGUAUUACGCUGCGUGCUUCCUCAACCAGGUGAUGCUGAGUCACGACGAGACCGAGCUCGCCACUAAACUCAUCGCUGUCUACUUCAGCUUCUUCCGGCUCUGCGUUAAGAAGAAGGACGUGGAGUCUAAGAUGCUGGGCGCUCUUCUGAGUGGCGUGAACAGGGCCUAUCCAUACACCAAGGCCGGAGAUGAGACGGUCCGCGAGCAGCUGGACACACUGUUUAAAGUGGUGCAUCUUGUAAAGUUCAGCACGGCCGUGCAGGCCCUCAUGCUGCUCUUUCAGGUUAUGGAUUCGCAGCAGAGUGUGUCUGAUCGCUACUACGUCGCUCUUUACAAGAAGCUCUUGGAUCCAGGCCUGUCAGUAAGCUCAAGACAGAGCAUGUUCCUCAACCUGCUGUACAAGUCUCUGAAAGCCGACAUCGUCCUGCGGCGCGUCAAAGCCUUCGUCAAGAGGCUGCUGCAGGUGAGCUGCGAGCAGAGCCCGACGUUCGCCUGCGGAGCGCUCUUCCUCGUGUCCGAGGUCAUGAAGGCCAAACCUGGCCUUAAGCUCCUCCUAGAAGAAGGGGAUGAUGAUGAGGAGGAGAAGUUUCAGGACCUCAAAGGAGAAGAUGAUGAUAACAGCGAUGAUGAAGAAAGGUUUGUGGAUGCAGAUAAAAUUGAAGGGGGCCAGAGUGACAAGCAUCAGCAGAACAAACCAGCUGCAUCAUGGGUACAUCACCACAACAUGGAGGGUGGUAAGGAUUUGAAGGUAUACGACCCUGCUAACAGAAACCCAUUAUACUGUGGAGCGAAUCACAGCACACUCUGGGAGCUGCAGAAGCUCGCUGAUCAUUUCCACCCGUCUGUGGCGCUUUUCGCCAAAACCAUCUUGCAGGGAGGACACAUCCAGUACUCGGGUGAUCCUCUGAACGACUUCACGCUCAUCAGGUUCUUGGAUCGGUUCGUCUUCAGAAACCCCAAACAAACCAAGGGCAAACAGAACACUGACACGACUGUGAUGCAGCCGAAGCACAAACAGAGCAUGAAUAACAUCCGCUCGUUACCGGUAAACUCUGAGGAGUAUCUGGCCAAAGAGGAAACUCAGAUUCCUGUCGAUGAGGUGUUCUUCUACAGGUUCUUUAAAAAGCAGGAAGGAGAGAAGCGAUUAAAGAAGCCUUCUAGAGAGGACGCUGAGAGCGUGGAGGACGUCGAUGACGACGAGUUCGAACGACUGCUCGACAAUUUCGAGGGUGAUAGCUACUUCACAGAUUUUAAAGAUGAUGACCUGGACUUUGCUGGCAACGUAAAGAGCAAAAGCAAAAAAGGCAAGACGUCUGAGGAAGUCUCUGAUUCAGACCUCGACUCGGAUGAUGACUUGGAUGACGAGGAGCUCUCGUUGGGAAGCAUGGAUGCGGAAGACUUUGGUGACGAGCUGGAGGAAGAUGGCGGCGCUUUUAUGGACCCCGGCGGAGACGACGACGACGACGAAGUACCGGAGCUGGAGGGUGAUGAUGAUGAUGCCUUCAAUGACUUUGAUGAGGACAUGGAUGAGCCACCAGGGGGCAGUACAGGAGGCAAAAAAGGCAAGAGGAUGGCAUCAGAGCGUCUUGAUUUUGCUGGGUCUUUUGGUUCCAAGCCCGGCAAGAGGAAGAAGGGAAAGAUGGAUGACACAGCCAUGUUUGCAGCAGCAGAGGAGUUUGGAGAUUUGCUGGAUGAAAAUUCAGACAUCAAGUUUGACAACACCGGCAUGAACGCAAUGGCUAACAAAGACAAAGCCAGCAUCAAACAGCUGAAAUGGGAGGUUCAACGGGACGACUGGAUCCGAGGACGGGACGUUAAGACGAUCAGGAGGAAGAAGGCCAUGUUUAAAAAGAGGAAACAGUUUGGGAAAGGUGGAUUGGGUAAAAAAAAUAACGUAGGCAGGAAGAAGUGA
This is a messenger RNA of Clarias gariepinus (North African catfish), 3248 nucleotides long. RefSeq names its product CCAAT enhancer binding protein zeta (gene cebpz). Lineage: Eukaryota; Metazoa; Chordata; Actinopteri; Siluriformes; Clariidae. Bases 24 to 3248 code for a protein of 1074 amino acids. The record is from RefSeq and is a predicted model, not a curated record. Gene Ontology annotation, cellular component: nucleus. The transcript has 17 exons.